UCAUCAAAAAAAAAACAUAAGAGAUAUAUUUAUAAGAUUAACUUUUUUCACAGAUUUCUUUUAGUUUUUGUAAAAUGCAAUAAAUGUUAACGUGUACUUUUAUUCUGUGUGACUACACCAAUAAGUAACAGCAGGGAAUAAAAUAAUAGUAGACAAAAAAAAAAGAAUCGAAAAGAAAGCAAAGAGCUGUGAUUGGGCUACCAAGAAAAUUAAAAUGAAGAUAACCUUAUCUAAAGAAUCAGACUUCCAAGCUCAGAAACUGCCACGUAAGACACAUAUCUCCCACUACUCAUAUGACCCAUAUCUUAUGUUUCUUCUCAUAGAGACCAAACUCACAUUGCCAAACAAACUCGAAAAGAAAGAAGAGGAGAGAAAAAGAGAUGGCUUCUACCUCCGCCGUGUCAUUGUUCAUGCCACUCACCCAAAACCGAUCGCCGUCGUCGACAAAAACUGUAGCCUUACGCAAGCCACUAUUGCCUUUCAAGCCAUCUAAGGCGUCAUCCUCCUCCUUAGCCAUGCCUUCACGGAGGUUUCAAGUGAAUGCAUCUAACCUGAAAAUGGAGAAGGCUGUGAGCGGCUUAGCAGCAGCAGCUCUCACCGUUUCAAUGGUGAUCCCUGAGGUGGCUGAAGCCGCAGGCUCUGGAAUCUCUCCCUCUCUCAAGAACUUCUUGCUUAGCAUUGCCGCGGGAGGAGUGGUGCUCACGGUCAUCAUCGGUGUGGUUGUUGGUGUCUCCAACUUUGAUCCUGUUAAGAGAGGCUAAGGACGAGAGAUAUCUGUCUAUCAUUAUAGUAUGAUAAUGAUUUAUCAAUUCAUGUAAUAAUGAACUCUUGCAUUCUUCUUUUUCAAAAAAAAAAAAAAACUCUUGCAUU
Molecule: messenger RNA, 870 nt
Organism: Brassica napus (rape)
Lineage: Eukaryota; Viridiplantae; Streptophyta; Magnoliopsida; Brassicales; Brassicaceae
Exons: 1
Coding region: 381-761 (126 amino acids)
Biological process (GO): photosynthesis
Cellular component (GO): photosystem II; membrane
Source: RefSeq, a predicted model, not a curated record